AUGCGGAUGCCGCAGUUUUCGUGCGAGGGGAGUGUCGAGAAUCUUGGCACCUCUGGCCCCAGCGAGAGGACCGACAGGGAGCCAGACAUCGAGCCAGCGUCGACGAUGGAGGCCAUUUCGGGGGCCGUUGACGAGCAGCCUCCUCGCCAGGCACCACACAUGAAGCUCCUGGCUCAAUGGCCUGCAUGGCGCGAGCCGCCGCCGCCGGCUGUGAAGGAAAGCUUGCCGACGGCAAACGACGACGACAAGAGGCUUGCUGGCGGUGAAGACCAGCAGCCCUUUUACUCGUCUGUCCAAUGGACUGCUGAUGGAACGACGAUUCUCGCAGGGGCCUCCGACAACACCGUUUCCUCCUUUGUUCUUCCCGCCGACCUCCUUCAGUCUGGUGAUGCAAACCGACUCCUGGAGUCGCAGGCGAGGACGAAACUUCCGGAACCGACCCAGGCCAUGGCGCCGGCGCCCUACUUCUCUCUCGCAGACCCAGCAACCCAGACAUAUCUUGUCGGCUGCCGUGACCACCCUCUGCACAUCUAUCAUGCCUUUCCUCGUCCGGGGCAUCGACCAACGCCCCUGGGCACGUAUAAACUCAUCAGGAAGGAGACGGAGCAGUACAUCACGCCGGCCUCGCUCCUCUGGACCUAUCCCGGCACUCACUUCCUCUGCGGCUCGUCCAAUCGCAUCGACUACUUUGACGUCUCCCGGCAUGGCUCCGAUGGCCCCAUGCUCACCGUGCCGACCAUUCCCUCCAAGCGACACGUGUCCAAGGGCAACGGCGUGGGCAUGCGGGGGACCGUCGCCGCGCUCGCCGCGUCGCCGCCGGCAGCGGACGGUGGUUCCAUGGUGGCCGCGGGCACCUGGACGCGAUGGAUGGGGCUCUACGACCUCGGUCGCACCGAUAGGAUCGUCGCCAACUGGAGCAUAGCCCGUGCGGCCGAAGGCGAGUUCAAGGUUGACUUGGUCGGUCAAGGCAUCGUCCAGGUUGUUUGGAGUCCGUGCGGACGAUAUCUCGUCAUCAACGAAAGGAACGCCAACAGUCUUCUCGUCUACGAUAUCCGCAGCACAGGCCAGCUCUUGGCGGCAUUGUGCGGUCGCCAGUCGACGACGCAGCAGAAGCUCAUGUGCGACGUCUUUCAAGGGGACGUCUCCGGCGACGGCCGCUUCGAGGUCUGGGCGGGCUCUCAGGACGGCUCGGUGCUCGUGUGGGAAGAUGUCGGGGCUCGGUACGGGCUCGCGCAGCCUUUGUGGGACUGGCAUGCGCAUCAAUCGCCCGUUGGGGGCACCGCUCUGCACAGCUGCGGGUCGGUGGUCGCCACCUGCUCCGGAGCAUGGGUGCACUCGCCCGAGACGCCCGACGACGGUGCCAUUCCAGCUCGCCAUCCGGGUCGUCAUACCACCAGGACGCUUGACGAGUCGUCGUUGAAGAUAUGGUCCAUCGGAACACAGGCAGCGCCGUGA
Messenger RNA from Drechmeria coniospora, 1455 nucleotides. Its product is annotated as WD repeat-containing protein 79. Gene Ontology annotation, molecular function: protein binding. The transcript has a single exon. Bases 1 to 1455 code for a protein of 484 amino acids. The record is from RefSeq and is a predicted model, not a curated record. Lineage: Eukaryota; Fungi; Ascomycota; Sordariomycetes; Hypocreales; Ophiocordycipitaceae.